GAAGGAAAAGAAAAGAAAAACGAAGAUGGAAAAUUGAGGAGAAAUUCUCGAGAGGAAAAGGGAGGCCGCGUACAAGUCUCCUCCUACCUCGCGGGAGGCCGCCGUCCGACGAGAUCCCGCCACCGCCACCGCCACCGCCACCGCUUCCUCAGCCUCGUCGCGCGCGCGUGCUGGUGCUGCGGCUGCGCGCCUUGCCUGCGGAUUCCUCUUCCCCCUCCAUGCUCCUCCGGUCGGCGCCGCGCCGCCUCCACCUCCUCCGCCCGCACCACCUCCGCCUCCUAUCCACCGCCGCCGCCGUCGCGGCUCCGCCUCCGGCGCCCACCGAGUGGACGGAGGCACCCGUCUCCUCCGUCCGCGCGGCCACCGCCGACGCCUCCCUCUUCCACGUCUCCCUCGACCUCUCCUCCCACGCCGACCUCCUCGCCUCCCACGUCGCCGCCGGCCAGUUCCUCCCCUUCCGCCUCCCCGACACGCCUUACCCGAUCUUCCUCGCCAUCUCCUCCCCUCCCCCGCACCUCCUCCUCGCCAGGUCCUUCGAUUUCCUCGUUAAGCGGCUCCCCGGCACCCCCUCCGCACGCCUCUGCGACCUCCGCCCCGGCGACCUCGUCCACGUCGGCGGCAGCGUCGUCGGCCGCGGAUUCGAGGUCGGCAGGAUCGCUGACGCCCGCGACAUCCUCGUCUUUGCAACCGGAUCAGGGAUCAGUCCAAUUCGGUCACUCAUUGAGUCGGGUUUUGGUGAAACUAAGAAUAUUGAUGUAAGACUCUUUUAUGGGGUUAGAAACCUUCAGAGGAUGGCAUAUCAGGAGAGAUUCAGUAAUUGGGAAUCCAGAGGAAUCAAAAUAAUACCAGUUCUGUCAAGACCAGAUGAUCAAUGGACUGGUGAGCGAGGUUAUGUCCAGAAUGCUUUUUCUAGGUUGAAAAAAGUUGUAAAUCCUUCAUCCAUGGGAGCAAUUUUGUGUGGACAUAAACAGAUGUCUGAGGAAAUUACGAGAGCUCUUGUUGCUGACGGUAUGCCGAAAGAUAGAAUCUUAACAAACUUCUGACUGCCACUGGCCCACUAGAACACAGUUUUUGGCCUUCUAGUUGUACCUUUAUUACUACAACACAAUUGUUAUUCUUUACAGCAAGUGCGAUGGAAACUCGCAAGUCGCAACAGAGGAACAGUUUUGUACUUACAUAUAGGAGCUCUUUUCCCCCAAUUUUCAUGUACGAUGCACCAUGCUACAUUGUAUAUGGAUGUUGAUAGCCUCAGCCUGAUGUAUUAAUAACAUCUGGUGGAAGACCCAAACUGGGGUAGUUUUGUACCUCCUAAAACAAUAUCCCCGUGGAAGGUAGUGUUGAUGUACUCGCUCAAUAAAAGGGGUAGCAGUUACAUUUUCAUAGUGUUCCGGUGUGCCUUCAGAUAUGAGUGUCCUGUUGCUAGAAGGCCAUUAAAGUUUUGAAUUCAUUCGAGAUGAGUUCGAUGUAUAUGUAACUGCUCUUCGAUCAUAUAGAGCCUAUAUAGGCAUGAUGGGCCAUAUCUUUGCAAUGUGCGAUCCAGCUUUAUU
This is a messenger RNA of Oryza brachyantha (malo sina), 1547 nucleotides long. RefSeq names its product fruit protein pKIWI502-like. NCBI's taxonomy places the organism in Eukaryota, Viridiplantae, Streptophyta, Magnoliopsida, Poales, Poaceae. The coding region runs from base 219 to 1043 and encodes 274 amino acids. The transcript is spliced from 5 exons. Gene Ontology annotation, molecular function: oxidoreductase activity. The record is from RefSeq and is a predicted model, not a curated record.